ACCAGAGCAAAAAUAUACACUUGCGUUCAGUAUGGUCGAAAUCGAAACCUUGACAAGCUCAAAACGCAACUUACUUGCAUCAAGAAGGAUGAGCGACGUGGACCCGCAAGAAACCAAAGCCGACGUGCCGGUGGUCGAAGACUGCAGCAACACGGACGUCGUGACUAAGUACCGCCUCGCUGCCGAGAUCGCGCAAUCCGCGUUGGAAGGCGUGAUCGCCCAGUUGCUACCUGGCAAGUCGGUUGUCGAAGUCGCCACGUUCGGCGAUGCGUUGAUCACUGCCCGUGCCGGCACCGUGUACAAGAGCAAGAAAGUCGAGAAAGGCAUUGCGUUCCCCACGUGCUUGAGCGUGAACGAAGUCGUGUGCCACUUCUCCCCUCUUCCCAGCGAAUCCGUCACGUUGAAGGCUGGUGACUGGGUCAAGAUUGACUUGGGUUGCCACAUCGACGGGUACAUUGCCGUCGUCGCUCACACUGUGAUCGUCCCUGAUGCUGAAGGCUCGGACAACAUUGUCCUCGGCACCCAAGCCGAUGUGCUCAAGGCCGCCCAUGACGCUGUCGAACUGUGCGCGCGCUUGAUCAAGCCCGGUAACACGAACGCCCAAGUUACGGAAGCGUUGGAAGCACUGGCGGAGGCGUACGGUGUCAAGGCGUUGUCUGGUACGCUCAUGCACCAACUGAAACGCUUUGUCAUCGACGGCAGCAAGACGAUUGCGGUCAAGAAUGACCCGGAAACCAAGGCCGCGCGCGCCACGUUCGACGUGAACGAAGCGUACGCUAUCGACGUUGCAUUCACGACGGGGUUGGAGAAGCCCGUGCAAUCUGAACGCCGCACGACCGUGUUCAAGCGCCAAGUCGACAAGAGUUACCGCUUGAAGAUGAAGGCGAGCCGCUACGUGUUUUCGGAAAUCAACUCCAAGUUCCCCACGCUUCCGUUUACGAUUCGCGCGUUCGAAGACGAGUCCCAAUCGCGUCUGGGCGUCAGCGAGUGCGUCAAGCAUGACCUGUUGACCCCGUUCCCCGUGUUGGAAGGCCGACAUGGCGACCACAUUGCGCACUUCAAGGCGACGGUUCUGCUCCUGCCGAACGGGACGACCAAGAUCACCGGGCUCGCGUUGCCGGUGGACCGCGUCAACUCGGACAAGGUGCUCACUCCCGAAUUGGCCGCCGUCCUCGGGUCGUCGUUGAAGAAGAAGAACAAGAAGAAGGCCAAGAAGCCUGCCGCCUCCAAGGCCGUCGAAGACGAUUUGGAAUAAACUAAUUGGGAAAUCAUUUUGUUCUGCC
This is a messenger RNA of Aphanomyces invadans, 1283 nucleotides long. RefSeq names its product DNA-binding protein, 42 kDa. NCBI's taxonomy places the organism in Eukaryota, Oomycota, Saprolegniomycetes, Saprolegniales, Verrucalvaceae. Bases 32 to 1255 code for a protein of 407 amino acids. The transcript has a single exon. The record is from RefSeq and is a predicted model, not a curated record.